GGCUGGGUCUAAGGCCGAUUUCCGGGUCUCAUGAUUGAAGGACGAGGCAGAACUCAGUGUCUCCUCAUGAAACUCAAUAAAAUGCUCAAACGAUUUCUCUAAGAGUCAACCUCACAGCCAAGGUUUCUCCAAUGGCCGAGCUAACAAGGCAUAUGUAGUUUCUUCAGAAGUCCUCAUUGGUCGAAACGAUGCUUGUAGACUGGGUCUUUGAAGGCGAUUUCGUAGACUAAUGGGCCAACAAAAUGGAAAGAGUUUCAGCAGUAAAAGCACAAAGAUUAACAAGGGAUCCACUCUCAAGGGUAAAGAUCCCGCCAGUACUCGACCGUCGCAAAAUGCAGAAAUCACACGUCGUCCCCUGCCAGAAACACCAAUUGAACAGUCCUUACAGAAAUGGGAAUCUCAAGAUGAUGUACAGAACACGGGGCUGUAUGAGGACGAUACACGCGUUUUUAUAGCAAUUCAUGAUUUCCAAUCAGGCGGUGAAAAUCAGUUAUCCAUUCGACAUGGAGAGGAGCUCAUAGUACUGCGAUAUAAUGAUACAAGGGAAUGGUGCGAGGGUCAGUCUCUAAGUGGACAAUUAGGAUGGGUUCCAAGCAGUUACAUCAAACCUGUGAACAGCCUGGAAAAACAUUCCUGGUACCACGGGCAGAUUUCCAGGAAUGCUGCUGAGUAUCUAUUGAGUAGUGGAAUCAAUGGUAGCUUCCUUGUGCGAGAAAGCGAGAGUAGUCCAGGGCAAUUAUCAAUAUCUUUACGUUAUGAUGAGCGGGUGUACCACUACCGUGUAAGCACUUCGGUGGAUAAUAAAUACUAUGUGUCAUCAGAUAAUAGGUUUUCUACCAUCGCUGAACUUGUGCACCACCACUCCGUAAAUGCGGAUGGUUUGGUGACCACCCUCCAUUAUCCUGCAGCAAAAACUCAGGAGCCGACAGUGUAUGGCUUCUCCCCUGAGCCUGAUGAGUGGGAAAUUGAAAGGACAGAAAUUGCUAUGAAGCACAAAUUAGGUGGAGGGCAAUAUGGGGAAGUAUAUGAGGGAACUUGGAAAAAGUAUAAUAAGACUGUUGCAGUGAAGACACUUAGGGAAGAAACAAUGGAAGUGGAGGAAUUCCUGAAGGAAGCAAGUGUAAUGAAGGGAAUAAAGCAUCAAAACCUUGUGCAGUUACUUGGCGUCUGCACGCGUGAGCCCCCCUUCUAUAUCAUCACUGAGUUUAUGAUGAAUGGGAACCUGCUGGAUUACUUGCGCAGUCCCAAGGGAAAGGAUUUGGAUGCAGUAACACUGAUGUACAUGGCCACACAGGUUGGGUCAGCCAUGAGCUACUUGGAAUCAAUGAAUUUUAUUCAUAGGGAUUUAGCAGCAAGGAAUUGUCUUGUUGGAGACAAUAACCUUGUGAAGGUGGCAGACUUUGGCUUGUCAAGACUUGUCAGUGAAGAUAUCUACACUGCACAUCAGGGUGCCAAGUUCCCUAUCAAGUGGACGGCCCCUGAAGCACUGGCACACAACACAUUCUCCAUCAAGUCAGAUGUCUGGGCAUUUGGAAUCUUGUUAUGGGAACUUGCAACAUACGGCAUGUCACCCUACCCUGGCAUUGACCUGUCUCAGGUGUAUGACAAGCUUGAUGGUGGUUACAGAAUGCCAUGUCCAGAGGGAUGUCCUCCGGAGGUCUACUCUCUCAUGCAAACCUGCUGGUGCUGGGAUCCAAAUAGCAGGCCAUCAUUCAAGGAAAUUCACGAGAAACUUAACACAAUGUUCCCAUCUAGCAAUGUUAAUGAAGAAGUGGAAAAGGCCCUCGAGAAACGAAAAUCCCUUCCAAGGAAGGAGAAAGAGAAGGAGAAAGAUAAGAAAGGAAAGAAAAAGAAAGGAGAACAAAAUGGUGAAAACAAUGACUCUGCAAAAGAAGAGUCAAAGAAGAAUAAGAAGGAAGCCAAGGAAGCCAAGUCGAAAACAACCCUUACGAGGAAAAAUAUCUCCAAUGCUCUAGGCCCUCCUCCUGACCCCCCUUCCCGACCGGGAGGGGGUAAGGAAGAGGAGCCCACCAGCCCUCCCCCCAUGUCAAACCUGUUACGCGAACUGGGGUCUACCUCUCUUAUGCAAAGGGCGCAGAGCCUGGAUGAAUCGUUAUCGUCAAAACAAGGGACUCCCCCUAGAAAAGCAUUGCACCCUCCUAAAAUGCAGCUUCCACUGACCUCCUCUGAUCCACAGACACGCCCUGCAAUGCCUCUUCCCUCCCCUUCACGAUCAGAAAUGCCACUGCCUCCCACACCUUCGAGUUCGUCCGAGUCUUUGCCAUCCGGUACUAAGUCUCCGACUAAGCCACUUCGGUCCAGAUCAAGUGACGAACUGGUUAAAUCGAACAGUGAAAGCAGCAAAUCAAACCCCGUCCCGCGCCCACGUAACAGACCCCCACCACCUCCCGGGGCAAGUCGGAGUUCUGCGUCAAAGGAGCCGAGCUCUAGUUGGGGGCUCUCGAACAAACAUCAACGCUCCUACUCAGCGACGACGAGAGCCCGAGACGGAUCCGAGGAGUCACAGGCAAAGCCUUCACUGUCUACGAAACCGAAACCUGUGCCCCGAGCACGUCCGAAGACCCGAGAAACACCUGUCGGGUUAAUGUCGGACGAAGAUCGAGAAUCAUCGCAGGAUUCGAUCGACGAGAUCCCAGACCAAAGACCAGCUCAUGCAAAGUUACGACAAGUUCAGUCAGAUGCUCCUAAACGGGCACAUAAGCCCUUACCCGGUGUUCCCGGGAGACCCGGUACCCCGGGAGAUGGUCGAGGUGGUCAACGCUCUAGCACCCUUGGAACUCCCGGGAAACCGAAGCCGUCUCCAGGAAAACCACGUGUUCCUACCAAGCCUGCCGUACUAAAAAAGACGCCAGCAUCGCCCGUGAACUUCGACAUAUCAAAACUAUCACCUCAAGCGCAGAAAAUCUUGCGUUUAUCCGAGGACGGGCAAAAUCAAGGGCAACAAAUUUUAGUCUUGUCUGGAGCGAGAGAAGGGGAGAAUUUGACCGACAAGGUUGAUGCAUUUCAGCGCGUCUCCCUCAAAGUCAUGGAGUCUUUGUCAAGUUUAACGGACACUCUCUCGCCCCAGUCCAGGUUCAAGUUUAGACGCACUGUCGCGGAGUUUGAGUCAAAGUACAAUGAUUUAGACUCGGUAAUACACACUGUUGGACGUAGCCUCACUGCUAUUGAUAUGGAGAGAAUCAAUAAGGUCACUGGAGGCUUGCUAGAGGCGCUAGGGACAGUCAUCACAAGUUUGCAGGCCAUGGUUGCAUAGCAACAUGUAACGUUAUUUUCUGUAGAAUCCCGAUAUACGAUAUGUAGACCAUGGCUUUUGAGCCGUUCUAUAAGCUCUGGUUGGGGCCUCUUGACUUGUUCUGACAGCAAAGCUAAACGUCAUUCCUUGGUCUGUCACAACAAGUCGCAGGCCAUCAUUGCCUUAUGACUGGUUGCAUACCAAAUCAGGCCCGUACCCAGGAUUGUUCUUGCGGGGGUGCGAAAUCCGAAAAAGUGGACCAAAUUUUCCGGGGGGGGGGGGGAAGGAAUGUCUUCUCUGAUAAAAAUCUGUCCAGCCUUUGCAGUAUCUUCACGGGACAUUUAUUGUCGGAUUUGGUUACCUACCAGAUAGGUCUAGCUUAUGGUUUAUAGUUUUGUCUACAAAUAGCACGUCCAUUGGGAUUUCGGCCGUUGUGGGGGGUUCGCACCCCCCUGGGUACGGGCCUGCAAAUUGUGUCGUCAUUUCCGUAACGUUCUUGGUCCUUGGCCUCGAUGUCGUAGGAAUGUGUGUAGCGUUUGUAACCUGGACUUUAUCUGAAGGUAGAACGAUGUCUGAUGGGUCAAGAUAAAUAGUUACGAACCAUGGCAGUAAUUCUUUAUCAGUUUUUUAGAUAUUGUACUGACCUUACGGUCAAAUGACAUGUUACUCUUGUGGCAAGGGAUGUAGCCAAAAGAUUAUCAUUGAGGCAAGAUCACAAUAAUCAAUAAGACAAUGUUUGCCCAAUGUAAAUUUCUCUAACCCUUCCCCAUUUUAUUUACCCCCUCCCCCUCAGUAAUGAACUUUUCUUUCUAGUAUGUUAUGCCUUAUAUUGGUUACAAAUUUAAGGCUAACACUUAUCUGCUAAUACAUACUGGAAAUAUGGAUUAUAUUGAAUGGAUAUAUUGGUUAAUUCCUUGUCAUUGUGACCAAUUUUUAAGUUUAGGAUCAAUUUGGAUCUUUUUAUAUUGGAAUUUGUCAAUAAUUUGCUCAUUUAAUGUUCAUUACAUAGCACAGAAUUGCCAUGCAAUUCCAGGCUGUGAUAAACUGAUUGUAAGAAGAUUUCAAAAUGUGGUAUAUAUGAAUAUAUUUCUGAGAAUUAA
Molecule: messenger RNA, 4353 nt
Organism: Nematostella vectensis (starlet sea anemone)
Lineage: Eukaryota; Metazoa; Cnidaria; Anthozoa; Actiniaria; Edwardsiidae
Product: tyrosine-protein kinase ABL1
Exons: 7
Coding region: 230-3274 (1014 amino acids)
Biological process (GO): protein phosphorylation
Molecular function (GO): ATP binding; protein binding; protein tyrosine kinase activity
Source: RefSeq, a predicted model, not a curated record